Parascedosporium putredinis is the source of this 690-nucleotide messenger RNA. The record is from the annotation of a GenBank genome assembly. Lineage: Eukaryota; Fungi; Ascomycota; Sordariomycetes; Microascales; Microascaceae.
AUGCCGCUAAUAAUAAUAUCUGGCCUGCCCACCUCGGGCAAAUCGACUCGGGCUCGACAACUCGAGGCCUACCUUCGCGCGCGAAUCGAAGGUAGUGAAGCUAGUGGGACCAGCGCCAGUGGGCCACCCAAGUACCGUCUUCACGUUGUAUCGGACGAUUCCCUCGCCAUUUCGCGGGCCGUGUACGAUCUCUCGUCCGUGCCGGCGCACGCCCGGUCGGCCAACGCAUCAGAGAAAGACGCGCGGGCGGCGAUAUACGGGUCUGUAAAGAGAGUGCUCUCGGAUAGAGACAUUGUGAUCCUAGAUGGGAUGAACUAUAUCAAGGGAUGGAGAUACCAGUUGCACUGCGAGGCCAAGGCCGUGCGGACACCGAGCGUAGUGCUGCAGAUCGGCUGUGACCCGGAAAAGGCCAAAGGUGUAAACGAGGAGAGGCUAAGAAGGCGGGCCGAACAAGAGGGUGCGACGGACGAAGAUGAACAAAAGGGGCCGGCAGAGAAGGGUGAAGCCCUUCCGGAAGGCUACGCCCCGGCCAACUGGGAGAACUUGGUUUUCAGAUACGAGGAGCCGAACCCCAUGACGCGGUGGGAUAGUCCGCUCUUCGCUCUCGUGUGGGAUGACGGAGAGGAGAGGACGAAGCAGGUCUUUGACCAGCUCUGGGACGCCAUUGCGGGGAAGGGCGCAAAGUCAUAA